AGAAAUGAAAUUAUUUCCUUCAUCAAAAAGGACUUUUCAAAAUCGUCAUGAGUAGUCAAAAUUUGUUGGUUUUGCUAGUGAUUUCAUUUAUUCUAAUUUAUAACUGCCGUGGACAUGCUUUUGAAAAUGCAUCUCUUACCUCCUUAAAUCGUGGUAAACGCCUAUCCGAUGCCGAUUUCGAUGACGAUGCGAUUGAAUUAUCAAAGUUUUGUGUAUCUCUAAGGUCGCGAACUGCCGACAAAUUCUUUGGGGACAAUCAUUUCUGCUCAGGCGUUAUCCUGGCUCCAAUGUUCGUCAUGACCUCCGCGCACUGUUUGAUAAACAAACGAAGGGUUUUGAUAUCCAGUCGAGUCCUGCUCAUUGUGGCUGCGACUCUCAAUCGGCUGAAAUACAUUCCGAGCAGGACAUUUGUUACUCCUGUAUCGCAGAUUUGGUUGCCCGAUAGCUUCACAAUGCGCAAUAAACAGGAUUUCGGACUGUUGAAGGUGGAGAAGCCGUUCCCAAAUCACAAUGAGCAUAUUUCCAUAGCUAGAUUGCCCGUUCAUCCGCCGCUGCCAGGUCUGAAAUGUAAAGUCAUGGGAUGGGGUCGAAUGUAUAAGGGUGGUCCUCUUGCCUCGCAUAUCCUGUACAUCGACGUGGAGGUGAUAGAUUCCAAGAGGUGCGCCAGGAUGCUGGGUGUCAAACACAUGGAGUUCGUGUGCGCCGUGGACAAUGAUGAUCGUACUGCCCAGCAGCCGUGUGGCGGGGAUUGGGGUGCUCCAAUGAUGAACAACGGCACGGUCUACGGAAUCGUGACUGUUCUCUCCGGAUGUGGCAUCAGCAACUUGCCAUCCCUGUACACCAAUGUGUAUAGCAAUGUGAAUUGGAUCACCGAAAAAAUGAUCAGCAGUGCAGGUAGCCUCCUACUUGUCCCAGCCUUCAUUCGAUACCUUAUUAUUGCACUCAUGUAUGUGACACCUUUUUGUAAUUUUCUAAUGCAAUUUAAAAUAUCUAAGUGUGUAUAG
Drosophila santomea is the source of this 1004-nucleotide messenger RNA. Its product is annotated as kallikrein-4. The record is from RefSeq and is a predicted model, not a curated record. Gene Ontology annotation, molecular function: serine-type endopeptidase activity. Gene Ontology annotation, biological process: proteolysis. The transcript has 3 exons. The coding region runs from base 48 to 1004 and encodes 318 amino acids. Lineage: Eukaryota; Metazoa; Arthropoda; Insecta; Diptera; Drosophilidae.